GCCCGUGGAAUGCGAAGACUACGACACUUACGACUUGGUGGACAGCACUCGGCAACACUGUUAUGUAGACCGGCGUUUACUUGGAAUGGGACCUGACGAGAAGGUCGCAGCUGUUUGGAAUGAGACACAGCGUCACAGCCUGUGGAGCUUCCUGGUGUUUGCUAUUGUAUAUGUUCUUAUGCUCGCAUUGCUGGAAUGGCUGCUUCCUGACGUCAUGCACGCUAAGGCCGUAAGGACUGUGUUGUACAUUCUCGUUCCGGGCUCGCUGUUGGCACAUCUCUACUUCAAGCUCCGAUCGGAGCUGCAGUGCUUGUGCGUCACCACCGACACAGGACGUGUCAUUCAGCUGUCCAGAACACCGCCUACUGGACUUGGGUUGGUUUGCCCACAUUUCUAUGGUGGCACAGACCUUCGGCUUGACAUGUUCUUUGUUGGCAAGGCUGUGUAUGUACAACUGGACAUGCCCCUGAAGCCAAUCUGGGCAGAUUGGAUCCGGUCCUGGCGCAGAGAUCCCUGGCGGCGAGGAACGGUGUCGGUUCGAGGAGAGCAUGGGCUCCUCCAGAUCCGGCGAACGAAUGGUGAGGCUGUCGUCGCCUACCGCGCCAUGAGUGAGAUGAUCGAAGCCAGGAGGACAAAAGGUCUUCGAGCAGCCUGCCUGGGCCUGGCCGAGAUUUUCGGAAUCACAGCAAGAGAUGAUUUGCUACUCCCAGAUGAAGAGCUUAUCUGGGAGUGGAAGUUAAAUUGUGUGGGACAUUUCACCGACCCGUUUGAUUACACCUCCUUGUUGGUGAUCACCGACUCCAGGCUCCAUGUCGCUCGAGCCCGGUGUCCGAAGCCGCUGAGUUUGCGAGGUCUCCUUUUAGGCCCGCUGACAUUAGGCUUUCGCUGUAUGCAUCUGCAGGAGUGGCUUGGUCAUCAUGCUGGCCUCACUAUCUCCAGCCUGGCGCACAACAGCUUGGAGUCCUAUGCCACGACGAGAUCCCGGGCUCCUCCCUUCUGGCCCGGACUGGGACCUCCAAUUGAUGGCUUUGGCUUCGUUUUUAUGCCAAAGUUCACGCAGGUCUACCCUGCAGUGCUCAUCUUAGCCGCAACGCUUCCAAGAGCUGCUUUGUGCACAGCAACUCUCUUCCAGCCUCAUAGGCGCUCUCUGUGA
Symbiodinium pilosum is the source of this 1153-nucleotide messenger RNA. The record is from the annotation of a GenBank genome assembly. Lineage: Eukaryota; Dinophyceae; Suessiales; Symbiodiniaceae.